This is a messenger RNA of Trichoderma asperellum CBS 433.97, 930 nucleotides long. RefSeq names its product H/ACA snoRNP pseudouridylase subunit. Gene Ontology annotation, cellular component: cytosol. The record is from RefSeq and is a predicted model, not a curated record. NCBI's taxonomy places the organism in Eukaryota, Fungi, Ascomycota, Sordariomycetes, Hypocreales, Hypocreaceae. Gene Ontology annotation, molecular function: aldose reductase (NADPH) activity.
AUGGUUACGACUUCAUUUAAACUCAACAAUGGCCUGCAGAUGCCAGCUCUUGGCCUCGGAACAUGGCAAUCUCAAGCUGGCGAGGUCAAAACCGCGGUUUCUUACGCCCUCCAGAACGGCUACAAGCUCAUCGACGGCGCCUACUGCUACGGCAACGAGGACGAGGUGGGCGAGGGCCUCAAGGAGGCUUUCGCAGCGGGCGUAAAGCGCGAGGAUGUCUUUGUCGUGACAAAAGUGUGGGCGACGUACAACACUCGUGUUGCGGAGGCGCUGGAUAAGAGCUUGAAGAGCCUGGGGCUGGACUAUGUUGAUUUGCUGCUGGUGCACUGGCCUCUUCUGCUGAAUCCCAAUGGCAACCACGAUAAGUUCCCUACUCUGCCCAACGGCAAGCGAGAUGUCAUCCACGACUACAACCACGUCGAUGGGUGGAAACAAAUGGAGGCCGCUCUUGCGUCCGGCAAGACCAAGUCUAUUGGUGUCAGCAACUACAGCAAGCGGUAUCUCGAGCAGCUCCUCCCUAACGCCACUGUGAUCCCCGCCGUCAACCAGAUUGAGAACCACCCCAGCCUUCCCCAGCAGGAGAUUGUCGACUUUUGCAAGGAAAAUGGCAUCCACGUCAUGGCUUACAGCCCUCUGGGCAGCACGGGCAGCCCUCUCAUGACCGCAGAGCCGGUGGUCAAGAUUUCCGAGAAGAAGGGCGUUUCCGCAGGAACAGUAUUGCUAAGCUACCACGUCAACCGUGGCAGCACAGUUCUUGCAAAGUCUGUCACGCCAUCGCGCAUCAAGUCCAAUCUGGAAAUUGUUGCUCUCGAUGACGAGGACAUGAAGCUGUUGAACGACUACUCAGACGACCUGACCAAGAAGGGCGAGCUGAAACGCUACGUCUACCCACCAUUUGGCAUUGACUUUGGCUUUCCUGAUAAAUCAUAA